ACCGGGCGGGAUUUCCGCAAUAUCAAGUAUGGCGAAAACGUACGACUAUUUGUUUAAAUUACUGUUAAUCGGUGACUCUGGUGUCGGGAAGACAUGUGUUCUCUUCAGGUUUUCAGAGGACGCAUUCAACUCAACAUUUAUCUCAACAAUAGGCAUUGAUUUCAAGAUUAGGACAAUAGAGCUGGACGGCAAGAAGAUAAAGUUACAGAUAUGGGAUACAGCUGGUCAGGAGCGCUUCCGAACAAUUACAACAGCCUACUACAGAGGAGCAAUGGGCAUUAUGCUUGUCUACGACAUCACCAAUGAGAAAUCCUUUGAUAAUAUCAAAAACUGGAUAAGGAACAUAGAGGAACAUGCAUCAUCUGAUGUUGAGAAAAUGGUUCUUGGCAACAAAUGUGACAUUAAUGACAAGAGACAGGUAUCCAAAGAGAAGGGAGAAAAGCUUGCACUAGAGUAUGGAAUUAAGUUCAUGGAAACCAGUGCAAAGUCAAACAUCAAUGUAGAAAAUGCAUUUUUGACACUUGCUAGGGACAUCAAAUCAAAAAUGGACACGAAAUUGGAGGGCAACACGCCGCAGGGCAGCAGUCAUGGAGUGAAGAUCUCGGAGCCUCAGAAAAAGACCAGCUUCUUCCGCUGUACCCUGCUCUGAGGACUGAAGCCUUCCAGGCCGACUGGACAGAAAUGGACUGUGCUUGUUCUCCUUGCCCUCACCACCACCACCUUGGUCAGUCCUCUUGGUCCACAUAAAUCACUAUUCUGAGUAAGAAGAGGACUUCACCUCCUCUUUUAAUCUUCUGAAAGCUUCCAGGGGUGCAUCUCUUCCAUUUUAAGAUCCGCAGUCUGCUUGGGUCUGAUUAGACUGGCUGGUGGAGGACCCAGCCUGGAGCAUGAUCCAGAUGUUCCAUAUCACACAAAAGAUGAGUCCUUAACUUUGUUCUACAUACUCAUAUUUCAUUCAGCCAGUAGCGCAACCAGUAGUGCAAAGAAGAUGAAAAAAGAAAGAAAGGAAAUAUAAGAUUUUUUAAAAUUGAUCUACAAAUAUAUUAAGGUCUAUUUUUAAUAGUGCUCUUUCCCUUUUUAUGUGAAAAAUGCCAACCAGAGGUGGAUUGGCUUGAGUGAAACAGAGUUGCACUUGCUUUCAUUUUCAUCGUAUCAGUAAAUAUGUCGUCCAGAUUACAUUUUAAUGGAAGGUUUCUUUUUUUCUAUUUUUGCCCGAACUCUUUAGUUUGCAUUUAGUUCAAUCACAUAAUUUUACUAAAGUAUGUGUCUCAGCAUGCUCUGAUCACUGCCCUGAACUCGUUUUGUUCUAGCCAGCAGAAAAGCAGUUUUGAAGCAAACGGCUUUAGACUCUAGUCGCCAUUUUUGUUCGUGCUGCUUUCUAACGAUCUGUGAACCAUUUUAGAGGUUAUGUUUCUAUUCAUGGCCUCUGACUUUUACAUUCUGAAGUUCACCGUCUUGAUAUACAGAAAACUAAUAAGUAAAUUUAAAAUGUUCUUUGCCCCUGCAAUGAGCACUUAAAGUUAAACAUGCCCAGUUAGAAUCUCCUCAUGUUCAAGAGAAACCCUCAAGUCUUAAAUCAUUAAAGGAAAUAACAGUAGUAUCUCCUAUUCCACAUGAGGCUGUUUAUGUUUAAUUAUCCUAAAAGUUGGAAAUUAGUUUCCUUUGUUGACCCAUAAAUAAUUAAAGUUUAGAACUUUAAUUAUUUUCUUUUAAAGUUUUUCCUUAAGCUCUGUUUCAGAGUCAAGCUAAAUGAUACCUCUGGUUAUUUGCUCAGCAAUUGAAAUCACUUGAAAGUUGCCACUGUAAGACCCUUCCAUGCAGCUCUCCUCGCACUUUACCAGUAAAUCGUGUGUUGUGUGUGUGUAGUCUGUGCCAGGUGAUAGGUUUUCAAUACAAUUUUGAUCUUUUAAAUACUGGUAAUAUAAAAGGCAUAUAAUACCAAAAUUUUUACUCCACAUACUUAAAAAUUUCUUGCUGUUUGACUGCUAGCUGUCCACUGUCCUGAUAUCUGUUCACUUUAAAGCGUUUGCUUACUUCCACUGUAAUUUAUGUAAACUGAUAUAUACAGUAUUUAGAUAUAAAAUAUGAGUUUCAAACUUCUGUGUCCAAGCUACUGCCUGAGAUUUUGUUGUUUUUUUGUAAAAGUAGUAUUUUUUGGGGUUAAACAUGAAAGCAGGUUUGAUUUUAAGCUCUUUUGAAGUAUGAUGUUGCUGUUUAACUGUAGCUUUUUAUUAUGGCGGUUAGGUGGCGCCACAAGCACAAAACGCAUCUUGGGCAACCACCCAAACUCCAAUAUAAGUCAGUAUUUCAUCAAAACUAAAGCUGUAGUUAAUGUGUGAUACCAAUAUUUAUCUGAUUCAGCUUCCAUGUUACCUCAUGUUUGCUUCCCCAUUUUAGUUGCUUGUCUGAAAAUCAGAUUCAUGUAAUCUCAUACAUUGAGGGAGAAUAUGUCUUCGUUUGCCUGCACAUUUUUAAAUAGCAAAUCAUUUGGGAUCCCAUGUUUACCGUGACCAUUUGUCUUAACCACUGUUACUCAGUUGUGUCAUAGGUGAGCUAUGCAUUGUGAAUCUUGGACCUGUGCAUAUUUGCGUGAUGUACUUUUCAGACAUAGACAUGUACAGUUGAAUGUAUGGGCUUUUUUUCUUUUUUUUUUUUUUUUGGUCUUUCGUUUUGUGUCAUUCACUGAGCCAAAAGAGGAAAAGAGAAAGGCUGACAUUAAUAAACUGCAUGUCAUCUUCAACCUCUUGGAGGCUUGUUGUUUGAAAUGUGUAGACAGUGCUGUUCUCUUGUUUGAGUGAUACUGUAGCUUUAAGUCAUAAACAAAUAUGUAGGGAGCAAAUGUGUGGGACUCAAAACCUUCUUUUUGGGGGGGGUUGAAUGAUGCAUCCUGAUUUUUUUUUUUUUUUUUCUUUUUUCUAAAUAAUAUUUUUCUUAAGAAUCAUAUCACAUAUCAUAAAGUCAGCAUUCCUUUGAAUAGCCAUAUUUCCAUUUUAUCUGUUGUGACAUUUAUAAGGAGAAUAUUACAUUUUGGGGGAAAAAAAUGGGGAAAAAACAUUGUAAAUAUCACAUGGGGGGAGGGAAAGAUCUACUUAAAUUGUACUGUACUUUCUAAACCCAUCUAAAAUGUAUCUACAAUUUGUAGAUAUGUGUACUUUUGGUUUAAUAAAAUGAUAAAAGUCAA
Messenger RNA from Melanotaenia boesemani (Boeseman's rainbowfish), 3181 nucleotides. Its product is annotated as ras-related protein Rab-8A-like. Gene Ontology annotation, molecular function: GTPase activity; GTP binding. Bases 29 to 649 code for a protein of 206 amino acids. The transcript has 8 exons. Gene Ontology annotation, biological process: protein secretion; cellular response to insulin stimulus; regulation of exocytosis. The record is from RefSeq and is a predicted model, not a curated record. Gene Ontology annotation, cellular component: dendritic spine; trans-Golgi network transport vesicle; endosome. Lineage: Eukaryota; Metazoa; Chordata; Actinopteri; Atheriniformes; Melanotaeniidae.